This is a messenger RNA of Dentiscutata erythropus, 175 nucleotides long. Lineage: Eukaryota; Fungi; Glomeromycota; Glomeromycetes; Diversisporales; Gigasporaceae. The record is from the annotation of a GenBank genome assembly.
AUUAAAUGGAGAAAGAAAUUUCAAGUUGCGAAGAAUGAUAAAAAUUUUAGAAGACUUGUGAAAUCUGAUGUUGAAUCACUUUUUGAUCAAUGUAAAGAUUUGGAGGUUGAUGGAUUAACGCCUAAAGCUAAACAACAGCUAGAAAACAUUCAAGAAACCAAGAAUCCAAAUCUUG